Messenger RNA from Penaeus indicus, 1882 nucleotides. RefSeq lists its product as uncharacterized. Lineage: Eukaryota; Metazoa; Arthropoda; Malacostraca; Decapoda; Penaeidae. The transcript has 4 exons. The record is from RefSeq and is a predicted model, not a curated record. The coding region runs from base 199 to 1599 and encodes 466 amino acids.
UCGGCGGUCAGUUUCAUUUUCGUUGUUGUAAAGAACAAAGACAAAAGAAAAGGACAACGAAGAUUUCUGAAUUUAUCCCUGGUUUACGCGCCCCUCAUUGCAUCAAGUCACAGGACGGCGUCGAGGAAAAGCUAUCAGUCUCGCGCGUGGGAAGAGGUCGCCAGUAAGCUCACUCUCCGCCAAAAUCAAGGAUUCAUCAUGGAGACCGAGAAGAAAUGGUUGUGGAAGGCCACCAUGGCGGAGAAGUUCUUCGAUGUGUCCAACCGGUAUCAGACCUUCAUGGUAAGUUACCAGCUGACCGUCGCCACCGCCGCCCCCCUUCUCGAGGACCAGGUCACCACCGCGCUCUCACACCUCUACAGAAAAACGCCCAAUUUGAGAGCGUGCUUUGACCAGCGGGACGGACACACCUGGCUCAGAGAGAUGACGCAAGAGAAUAUUGACUUUGAGAUGUUGCCAGAAACCGCAUCGGCAGCCGAAACAUUGCAAAAACUGAGGAAUCACCAUUACGAUUCUAACGCGGGUCCUUUAUGGUGUGCCAAGCUGCGGUCCGGAUCUCCCUCGGAAGGCGCGGCGAACGAAAUGCAGGGUUUCCCACAUCUGUACACAUUCUUCCUUGGUUUCCAUCAUGGAAUUACCGAUGGUACAAGCACCAUGAAGAUUUGCGGUUUCCUCAUCCAGCUUCUUAACGACGUGAUUUCCGGGAAGACCAUCGAUGACGUCGAACAAUUCGGCGUUUUCAUCUCCGGCGAAAUGACGCACAAGAUCGUGGACGAGCGCGUUGCCGCCAUGAAGGCAGACCCGGAAACCCUGCAGAAGAUGAUAAGUGAGUCGGAGGCGCACAAGAGCGAUUGUUCCAUAUUAAACCUGACUUACAAAGACGCGAGAGAGGAAGAGUGCAAUACCAAGUGUGUAACACGAGACUUAGACGUGGAUACAACAAGCGCCUUCUUUAAGAAGUGUCGCGCGGAGUCAGUCACCGUCAACACAGCCUUCGCAGCUCUUGCCUACGCAGCCAUGGUUGACCUUCUGGUUCUUAAGGGCCUCGAGCAAGAUUCCUACAGAAUUCGCUGCGACCAUGUCGUAAGUGUGCGCCGGUACUGGGAUGAGGACGGCUCCAAGUAUCUCGGGUGUCACAUUCUACCGCCGAUGCCCAUAACUGCUGAAAUACCAAGACAUAUCGGCGACAAAUUCUGGGAUUUCGCAAGAUCCUUGCACAAGGAAAUACAAAGCGAACUCAAAGUUGGAGCAGUAGUGCGAGAAGAAGCGCUGAAAAACUUUUUCAUGCCAGAAAACGUAAACUAUGACGAGUUUUUCCAAAGCACUCAGUCAGGACCAGCUAACAACACAUGCGAUUUCUGUGUGUCCAACAUGGGCGAUGUGACGAAGCUGGUGACAGAGGGCGGCGACCACGUGCAAGCUACACACGUCCUCAGGUCGGUGUCCAUCCACGGGGUGCCCAACAACUGGUCUCACCUCUUCCACACCUUCCGCGGCCGCCUCAUCCACGUCUUAGACUACAAUACAGGGAGAGUGAACACGCAGAUGGCACAGACAUUCUGCGAGAGGAUCUUCCACCAUCUUCACAAUGUGCUUUAAAGGAAAUGUUUUGUUUUUGGUUCUCUCUGUUUCUGUUUUCCUCCCCCCCCCCCUCUCUCUCUCUCUCUCUCUCUCUCUCUCUCUCUCUCUCUCUCUCUCUCUCUCUCUCUCUCUCUCUCUCUCUCUCUCUCUCUCUCUCUCUCUCUCUCUCUCUCUCUCUCUCUCUCUUUCUCUCUCCCACACACUUUAUAUACAUACCAUAGCAUGUCAUCAUCUGUUUAGCUGAUUGAAUAUAGUGUAUUCUGCAAUACAAAACAUUUCAUGAAUAAAUAAGUGUGCCCAC